CGUAUGGUAUCAUAGCCCUUCCCCGACCCUCCCUUAUAUUCUCUCAUCCAAACCCUAAAACCUUUCAUUUCGACCCUCUUUUCAAUUUCUACUCUCCGUCUCUCUCUCUCUCUUUCUCUCUCUCUCUCUCUCUCUCUCACAUCGAUCAAUGGAGUUCUGGGGUGUUGAAGUUAAAAGUGGAAAUCCUGUUUCAGUGGUACCGGGUGAUGGCAAGGUUUUGCAUCUUUCACAGGCUUGUCUUGGUGAGGUCAACAACAAAGGGAAUGAGUAUGUUUGCCUGUUUUUGAAUAUUGAUGGCCAGAAGCAUGUUAUUGGAACACUCAAUUCUGAAAAGUUGCCUCAACAAGUAUUUGAUUUGGUGUUUGAAAAAGAAUUUGAGCUGUCCCACAACUGGAAAAAUGGCAGUGUCUACUUUAUUGGAUAUAAAGCGGAGAAUCCAUUUGAUAAUUCUGAUGAGGAAGAUGGUUCUGAUUCUGAUGAUGAUAUUCUACCUGUUGCUGUGGACAAUGGAAAAGCCGUGUCAAAUGCAAAGGAAGAGAAACCUGCUGCAGCUGAGAAGGUCAAUACUAUGUCUAAACAAAAGGUGAAGAUUGUGGAACCGAACAAAGAUGAGAAACCAAAAGAAGAUGAUGAUAGUAGUGAUGAAUCUGAUGAAUCGGAGACAGGCGAGACUGAUAGUGAUGAAGACUCGGAAGAUGAUGAGAGCGACGAUGAGAGCGAUGAAGAGACACCAAAGAAGGUUGAAAUUGGCAAGAAGAGAGCUGCUGAAUCUGCUAGCAAAACACCUGGUACUGAUAAGAAGGCAAAAUUGGUCACUCCUCAAAAAACAGAUGGCAAGAAAAGUGGUGGCCAUGUGGCAACGCCUCACCCUUCGAAGCAGGCUGGUAAGACUCCUGCUAACCAGCCAAAGCAGCAGACUCCAAAAUCCGCUGGUUCACAUCCUUGCAAGACUUGCAACAAGUCAUUCAAUUCUGAUCAAGCACUACAAUCACACACAAAGGCUAAGCACAGCGCUGCGAAGUAACUGGUUUUAAAGAGAAUGCUGCAAAGUCUUGCAUGAGUUUUGGCUACCUUAUUUGGGGUAUGGAUUGAAAAGAAGCUAGCUAUUUGUUAGGUUUUAUUAUAUUCUCUCUUUUUUAGGGUACUACUAACUUGUUCCAAUUAUAUGGGCAAAGGUUGGUGAAUGGUUUUGGUAUUAUAUAUCUGAUGUUUUCUGCGCUCUGAUUCCUUUGGUUUGGUAUGGAUAGUUGGUAUGGAUGGUCAGUAACGAACAUACACAUUUAAAAAAUAUAUGGAGCAAAUUAUCUUUCAGAUAUAUAUAUGUUUGUUUGUUUUUGUGUGUUA
This is a messenger RNA of Cornus florida, 1344 nucleotides long. Its product is annotated as histone deacetylase HDT1. Lineage: Eukaryota; Viridiplantae; Streptophyta; Magnoliopsida; Cornales; Cornaceae. The coding region runs from base 149 to 1024 and encodes 291 amino acids. The record is from RefSeq and is a predicted model, not a curated record. The transcript has 10 exons.